This is a messenger RNA of Phytophthora nicotianae INRA-310, 1086 nucleotides long. RefSeq lists its product as hypothetical. The record is from RefSeq and is a predicted model, not a curated record. Bases 74 to 817 code for a protein of 247 amino acids. Gene Ontology annotation, cellular component: cytosol. Gene Ontology annotation, biological process: GDP-mannose biosynthetic process; mannose metabolic process; protein N-linked glycosylation. Gene Ontology annotation, molecular function: phosphomannomutase activity. Lineage: Eukaryota; Oomycota; Peronosporomycetes; Peronosporales; Peronosporaceae. The transcript is spliced from 6 exons.
CCUUGCAAUUGAACGACGUAAGCAACCAAACGGACACGUGUAUUUUCAUUCCCUCACUAUCCGAGCAGCUCCGAUGGCCCCCAAGAACCCCCGCAUUAUCGCCCUCUUCGACGUGGAUGGCACGCUCACGGUGGCGCGCAAGACCGCGACGCCCGAGAUGCUGGCGCGCCUCAAGAAGUUGCGUGAAAGCAUCACGAUUGGUGUUGUGGGCGGCUCCGACCUGGUGAAGCAGAAGGAGCAGCUCGGCGAGGACGUGAUCCAUAACUUCGACUACAGUUUCUCGGAGAACGGGCUGGUGGCAUACCACAACGGAAAGCUCGUAGGUGAGACGAACCUCAAGAGUCAGUACACGAACCCGCAGAUCAACAAGCUGGUCAACUUCUGCCUGCGCUACAUCGCGGACUUGGACAUCCCCGUUAAGCGCGGCACGUUCGUGGAGUUCCGUAUGGGAAUGAUCAACGUGUCGCCUAUUGGUCGCAACUGCUCGCAGGAAGAGCGUGACGAAUUUGAAAAGUAUGACCACAUCCACAAGAUCCGUGAGACGUUCGUGGGGAAGCUCCGUGCCGAAUUCCCCGAGUACAACCUGACCUUCUCUAUCGGCGGACAGAUCUCGUUCGAUGUGUUCCCGCAGGGCUGGGACAAGACCUUCUGCCUGCGUUACCUGGACGCGAAGGACUACGAUGAGAUCCACUUCUUCGGUGACAAGACCCACAAGGGCGGCAACGACUUUGAGAUCUACACGAGCGAGCGCACUGUCGGCCACGCGGUCAAGAACCCGGAGGAGACCAUCCAGAUCCUGGACCAACUCUUCCCUUAGACGAUGCCCUCUGUUCCAAAAGGCUUGCUACUAUUGAUGGGAUAUCGUACCCCGCGCAACUUAACCAUCACGCCGAGUUGCGUGUUUUAAUGCUAGUAUUAGCGCCUUGCACGUUUCCCGUUGUCUUGCUCUUCGUCAAGCAGUACAUCGUUGCCAAGAACGUUGGCCAUCGGGUCUUCACCGCGGGUCUUAAGUAACUUAUACGCCUCCAUCUCCUCCGCGUUGACCUCGUAGUUGCCCAUAGAAUUAUACUUGCGCUUCUUGUCGUC